This is a messenger RNA of Aspergillus eucalypticola CBS 122712, 399 nucleotides long. RefSeq lists its product as uncharacterized. The coding region runs from base 1 to 399 and encodes 132 amino acids. The record is from RefSeq and is a predicted model, not a curated record. NCBI's taxonomy places the organism in Eukaryota, Fungi, Ascomycota, Eurotiomycetes, Eurotiales, Aspergillaceae. The transcript has 2 exons.
AUGAUUACUAUAGAAUGCCAUCAGCGACAACAUCCCGCAUACGAACCACUAUAUGAUGAACACGACGACCCCGAUAUAUCAUCGAGUAUUACAGAAGCCGCGACAAGGCAAGAUCUUGAAGAGCACGAAGAUUUGGGGUUACAUGCCGUAUCGCCUUCUUCGAACACGCUAGACGAGAAUGAAGAGUCAAACUACGAUACGACCUCACACUCCCCUACAUUAGGAGAGCCUUCCAACUACAAAGACGAGAAGUCAAAUGGCCCUGAUUUAGUCUCAGUCAGGCGCUAUCCAUCUAGCUGGUUUGGCUGGGAACUUACAGGCAUCAUUGUUUCAGCGGGCCUCCUAGCUGCGAUAAUCAUCAUCCUGAAGGUUUACGACCAUCAACCUCAACCUAAAUAG